This is a messenger RNA of Paramecium sonneborni, 1958 nucleotides long. Lineage: Eukaryota; Ciliophora; Oligohymenophorea; Peniculida; Parameciidae. The record is from the annotation of a GenBank genome assembly.
AUGAGCUAUCCUUGUUUAUUACCAGAAGACGGUCAACCUCUUUAAAUAUAAUCAAAAGUAUUUAUUGUUGGCAGAUUAGAUAAGUGUCAUCUUAAAAUUGAUGUAAAUUUUAUUAUUUUAUAUUAAAGCAUCCUUCCAUUUCAAAACAACAUUGUGAAAUCUUGGUUUAAGAUAAAAUCUUAAUUGUAGACAAAUAAUCAUUAAAUGGAACAUUUGUAAAUGGUGUUAAUGUAGGAAAAGGCCAAUAAUUUGAAAUUUUUAGUGGAGAUAUUAUAUAAUUCGGAAAAUAUCCAAUACUUUAUACAUUUUAUAGUGACACAAAGAUGGCUUAUAAAUAAAAAAAACCAAACCAACCAGUUAAAGAUAUGAAAAUCUCUGUUGUUGAUUUUGUUAAAUAAAAAAAUUUAGAAUUUCAAUAAUAGUAAACACCAAUUAUUUAACAAUAAUCUUCUUAAUAAAUUCCAUUUCAAUUAAAAUAAUAUAGUCCAGAUUCUAUCAUUAUGGCAGAGAAACAGAAAAUAGAUGAAACAACUUAAGAUCUUAUUAAAAAUAAAAAUAUUGAAACAGCCUAAUAAAUUAUUUCAUAAUUAGAAAGAGAGAAUAAUGAUUUAAGAACAUAAGUUUUGUAAUAAUAGGCUGAUUAUGAUAAAAAAUCUCAGGCAUUUCUUGAUUUGUAAUUUAGAUAUGAGAAAUUAUCAAGUGAAUUCAAUAACAUUUAGGUAUAUUAUUAAAAAUUUAAUCAAAAUAGACUAAAUAUUAGUCAGUUGAGCCAUUUACAAAGGAUUUAUAAACAAAAUUAGAGUUAUGUCGUAAAGAAAAUGAACUCCGAUUAGCAGAAAUAGAAGAAUAUAAGAUAACAGAUAUAGGUAAGAAAAUAGCAAUAUAAAAUGUAAUUAAUAUAUAAUAUAUUAAAGGCUGAAAUUUAAUAAUUAAGAAAAAUUCUAUAGUUGAAAGAUGAAGAAAUACAAGGAUAAAAAAAGCAAAUAACUUAAUUAUUAUCUAAUGUUUCGGGAAAGUAAUAUUUUAAUAUUAUUUUAUAGUCCAUAACAUCAUAUAUAAAUGCUUGAAUAGAAUUCAAGAGAACUUACUUAAUUGAAAAAAUAAUUAAUUGAAUGGGAAGGUAGAGAUAAUGAAUGCAGUAGAAAAUGGACUCAAUUAUUAUAAGACAAUGCUAGAAAAGAAGAAUAAAUUAGAGCUCUAAAAUAUUAAAUUGAUCGAUUAACACAAAAUAUUUAAUCUCUUCAUCAAGAGUUUGAUCAGAAAAACCAUGAAUUAAAUAAAAGAAUACUUUAAAUUAUUGAUGCUUAAGGUGAUUAACAAUAAAGAGAAGCUGCAACAUUUCUAGUUUAAUAAAUUUCUUUAAUUUCUGAAGAAAGAAGAGUAUAUUUAGCUGAAGUAGAAGAAUUAUACAAAUCAAGACAAGAAAUCAUUACAGAAUUAGAACUCUUAAAGAAAGAAGAAUACAUUAUUCCUGAUGGAACUAAUGUUACUUCUUUAAUUAAAGCCUUAAGAUAAAGAGUUGAAGAAUUAAAUGAUAUAUUAAAUGAAUACAAAUAAAGAGGUGAUAAUUAUUUAUUUAUUUAUUUAUAGAUAGUUUUGAUUAAUUAGUGAUUCAAAAGCAGUUAAUAGAAGAAUUAGAAUAAAAAUUAAAUUUCGCAGAUAAAAAAAGUAAGCAGUUAGAAUUGCAAUUAUUUUAAUUAAAAAAUAUUUCACCUUAGUAUUAAGCUGAAACUCAAUUUGAAUUCUUUACUAAGAGAAUUAAUGAGUUAACUGCUUAAAUUAAAGAUUAAUAAAAAAAAAUUAAUUAAUUAGAAGGAGUUGACUAAUAGAAAGAGUUAUAAAUUUAAAAUAUGAAGUAUCAAUUAAAUACAAUUAAAUUAAAUGAUUAAUAGAUCAUAAAUCCUAUUCUUUAAAAUGAAUUUAAAAAUGAAAGAAUAGGGAAUGAAUUUGAUACUUGA